UCAAGUCAGCCCGGCACUCGGUCCGGCCUCACCUCCUCUCGUGGACAGCUGCCUCCCGCUCGUCCGGCCAUGCGGUGGCUGUGGCCGCUGGUCGUCUCUCUCGCCGUGGCGUCAGCUGUGGGGCCCCGCAGAAUCCCUGGGGGCGCCACCCUGCAGCGGGGCCGGUCUGUGCGAGGCACCGAGGAGGAGGAGGAGGAGGCCAAGGGGGUGCAGCAGUAUGUGCCCGAGGAGUGGCCUGAGUACCCCCGGCCCAUCCACCCUGCCGGCCCCCAGGCCACUGAGCCCGGGGUGGCCACCAGCCCCCACCCGGACGGGGCUGGGCGCGCUGGGGGCAAUGCGACAGGGACGCCGGGCCGGCCGCUGCAGAUGCAGAACCCCCUAUACCCAGUGACCGAGAGCUCGUAUGGGGCCUACGCCGUGCUGCUCCUGGCCUUGGUGCUGUUCGCCGUGGGCAUCGUGGGGAACCUGUCGGUCAUGUGCAUUGUAUGGCACAGCUACCACCUGAAGAGCGCCUGGAACUCCAUCCUCGCCAGCCUGGCCCUCUGGGACUUCCUGGUCCUCUUCUUCUGCCUCCCUGUCGUCGUCUUCCACGAGAUCACCAAGCAGAGGCUGCUGGGCGAUGCUUCUUGCCGGGCGGUGCCCUUCGUGGAGGUCUCCUCUUUGGGCGUCACCACCUUCAGUCUCUGCGCCCUGGGCAUCGACCGCUUCCACGUGGCCACCAGCACCCUGCCCAAGGCGAGGCCCAUCGAGCCGUGCCCAUCCAUCCUGGCCAAGCUGGCGGUCAUCUGGGUGGGCUCCAUGACGCUGGCCGUGCCCGAGCUCCUGCUGUGGCAGCUGGUGCAGGAGCCCAGCCCCACCGCGGGCAUGGUGGACACAUGUGCCAUGAAGCCCUCGGCCCGCCUGCCCGAGUCCCUCUACUCGCUGGUCAUGACCUACCAGAACGCACGCAUGUGGUGGUCCUUCGGCUGCUAUUUCUGCCUGCCCAUCCUCUUCACGGUCACCUGCCAGCUGGUGACGUGGCGGGUGCGGGGCCCACCGGGCAGGAAGCCGGAGUGCCGGCCGGGCAAGCAUGAGCAGUGCGAGGGCCAGCUCAGCAGCACCGUGGUGGGCCUGACUGCCGUCUACGCGCUCUGCACCCUCCCCGAGAAUGUGUGCAACGUGGUGGCUGCCUACCUCUCAGCCACGCUGGCCCGCCAGACCCUGGACCUCCUGGGCCUGGUCACCCAGUUCUCCACCUUCCUCAAGGCAGCCGUCACACCCGUGCUCCUCUUGUGCGUGUGCCGGCCGCUGGGCCGCGCCUUCCUGGACUGCUGCUGCUGCUGCUGCGAGGGCUGCGGUGGGGCUGCAGCAGGCGGUGUGGACGGCAAGCUCAAGACGGAGAUGGCCGCCUCCGCCUACUUCCACAAGCCCAGGGAGGCGCCCCUCCUGGCCCUGGGCACGCCCUGCUGAGGCCCGGCUGGGCAGGACGAUGCCUGGUCCCCACAGGCCCUGCUCUCCAGAGAUGGACUUGGCUCCCCUUGCUGGAGUCCAGGCGUGUUGGGACCCCCUCCCUGAGCCCCUUCCCUGUCCCUCUGGGGCCGCCUGUCCCCUUGCUGGUGGGCGGUGGUCCUCCAGGUCCUUAGAGCUGCUGGGAGCCAGACCCUCACCUGGACCCAGCUCUGCCACCUGUCCCCGUCUGGAGCCCGAGUAUACCUUCCUUGUGUCCCUCUUGGCACCGUGCGUCCUGGACGGCGGCUUUGGGGGCUCGCGGCUGGGCUCUUCCCUGGUGGGAUCGUCCCAGCCCUGGACGCCUCCUUCAGGCGCUGUCUCUUUUCCAGGAGGAUUUCUCUCUCCAUUCCCCUCUCCUUCUCCGAUGUACCUUGGUCAUCCUAUCCCCACAUCCUUGUCAGCACCCCCAUGCCCCCCCCGCCCCGGUAGAAGGCCCUUCUUGGAAACAAUAAACUAGAUAGAACUAGC
Molecule: messenger RNA, 1956 nt
Organism: Phacochoerus africanus (Common warthog)
Lineage: Eukaryota; Metazoa; Chordata; Mammalia; Artiodactyla; Suidae
Gene: GPR37L1
Product: G protein-coupled receptor 37 like 1
Exons: 2
Coding region: 70-1449 (459 amino acids)
Biological process (GO): positive regulation of MAPK cascade; adenylate cyclase-inhibiting G protein-coupled receptor signaling pathway
Cellular component (GO): plasma membrane; signaling receptor complex
Molecular function (GO): G protein-coupled peptide receptor activity
Source: RefSeq, a predicted model, not a curated record